Molecule: messenger RNA, 4411 nt
Organism: Megachile rotundata (alfalfa leafcutting bee)
Lineage: Eukaryota; Metazoa; Arthropoda; Insecta; Hymenoptera; Megachilidae
Product: transketolase-like protein 2
Biological process (GO): ubiquitin-dependent protein catabolic process; multicellular organism development
Cellular component (GO): cytoplasm
Molecular function (GO): zinc ion binding; thiamine pyrophosphate binding; transketolase activity
Source: RefSeq, a predicted model, not a curated record
GUUGCAUGCAUUGCAUGGGUGUAAACGGACGGGUGUACGUACAGUCGGAUAGACAGCUGCAGUGUCAUCAUCUUGCUGUGCGUCGUAUUGUACAGAACGAGCUGCAAGUGUUGGACGUUCGAAAAGGAGCGAAUUGCUACUAUGUCUCAGCGAAAACUAUCAAAAGUCACGUUACAAUUAAUGUUGCCUUCUUGGCCAAGAGAAUUCGCGAUGUAGCCUCUCCCACAGUCGAUUUCAUCGCGUUCGCGUUUAUUCCUCAUCGAUGUACCGAGGAGUAUCGGGAGCAUUUCGUGCAACAUUUUCGAAGUCAAGUCGCAUGAAAUCUCCUGUUGUUGCUGUUUUUGUAACAACGUUUGUCUAUCGUGGUGUCAUCUUCUGUCGUUAUUCUCGAUAUUUUCAUUCUCGGUCGUAUCUCUGUUGUCACCGUUCUCAAGUGCCUUUUCUCUCUCUCCCUCUCUUAUACUUUUGACUAUUUCCCAAUUUGAAUCGCGCGAAAACUGUCAUAUGCAUCGAAUGACACACUAAUAUUUUUGUCAAUCCUAAUUCCGGUAAGUUUAUAUACAUGCUUUAUUUAAUGUUGUAACCUUAUAUAUUCUUCUCAUGUUUAUUAAAUGGAAUUUUCCACGAGAGAAUCGUUCGCUCUCUUUUUUUCUCAUGCAUUGUUUAUAUGUUGAUCGUUCGUUCGUCGCGAUGUGACUCGUGAUUUGUUUCAUGACAUUAUUUUAUACUAUCUUUUCCUCACUCGCUGUAUUUUCUUUUUUCUUUUAUUUUCUCUUUUUUUUCAUUUGUUAUUUAGCAUGAACGAUCCAACAGUACAUUUCUUCUUAAAUAUGUCGAGUUUUUCGAGGAAAAUUUGUUGAGAAAUAAUGAUAAUUGAUGCGCUUCUGAUGAAUGGUCGUACGAUCAAUGUAACAUAUAUAAUCUUCGUUAUUUGUGUCAUUUUAUCCAUACAAAAUCACGAACAACAUUUUUUCUUGUAAGAGUUUUUUUAGAAAUUAAUUGCAAAAUAAUUAGAUUUUCUAUUAAGUAUUUGCUGGUGUUACAGCUCAGAAGAAUUGUUCUGUAUUUUUAUGUUUUUACUUAUUUAUUUAAUUUAUUAAAAAAACACGAAUUAUCCGUUCAUGAUAGUAAACUAAUAAUAUUGUAUCCAUAUAAAAUUAUCGAGAUAACUGAAAAUUGAAAGUACACACAAGAGUUAUAUAUUGUUCUAUUAAUAUGUAAACACAUAAAAUCAUUUGAAAUAGUCAUAACAAAAAUUUGUUAACUAGCACAGGUAAACCAAGAUGAGAAUUUGACCAGAUACAAUCUGUUUUUGCAAUUUUCUAAACUAUAUUUAUGUGUGAUCAUUUCAUAGUGUAUCCAUGACAAGAUCGUUAGAUAUAUGUAUAUAAUUAAUAUCUUUUAAACGUAUUCAAAUCAAUUUCAUACAUUACAAAGAUAUGAUGAGGUGGAUGAUUCAUUCCAGAAUGUAUCGCAUUUAUUAGACAUCUUCGAGUUAACCAGACCUUCUUUGUCGUCAAAACAGCAAAGUGACUUCUUCUUUAAAACAUAGAACAAAAAGGAAAGAUGUCCCAAUUAAGUAUCAGUACAGGAAAGAGAGGGAGGAGUGUUGCAAGCUCUUCUGCAUCUACUGUGUCAUCUUUGAGCAGCUCAACUGACUUAGCAAGCCUCUUUGAAUGUCCAGUUUGUUUUGAUUAUGUUCUUCCACCAAUUUUACAAUGUCAAAGCGGACACCUUGUUUGUAGCAAUUGCCGACCAAAGCUUAAUUGUUGUCCUACGUGUAGAGGUCCAUUAGGUAAUAUUCGUAACUUGGCUAUGGAAAAAGUGGCGGGUAAUGUAAUGUUUCCUUGCAAAUAUUCGACAAGUGGAUGCACUGUUUCUUUAGUGCAUACCGAAAAGGCAGAUCAUGAAGAUGCAUGUGAAUUCCGUCCAUACAGUUGUCCUUGUCCAGGUGCUUCUUGCAAAUGGCAAGGAUCCCUCGAGCAAGUAAUGCCACAUCUAGUUAUGAGUCACAAAAGUAUUACAACUCUUCAAGGGGAAGAUAUUGUUUUUUUAGCAACUGAUAUUAAUCUUCCUGGUGCAGUGGAUUGGGUAAUGAUGCAGUCUUGUUUUGGUCAUCACUUCAUGUUAGUACUUGAAAAACAAGAAAAAUAUGAUGGACAUCAACAAUUUUUUGCAAUUGUUCAAUUGAUCGGUUCGAGAAAACAGGCAGAAAAUUUUGCGUACAGACACCCUACAUCAUGUUCGUCCAUGGCAGAAAUUAUGUCUGUUUUAUUUUUCCACACGAUGCGCUACAAAGUAUCAGCACCGCGUGAUCCAAGCAGCGACAGAUUUGUUCUGAGCAAAGGUCAUGCAGCUCCAAUUCUUUAUGCAGCAUGGGCCGAGGCGGGUCUAUUCCCCGCAAGUGAAUUGUUAAAUUUGCGGAAGAUCGAUAGCGAUUUAGAAGGACAUCCAACUCCAAGAUUGAAUUUCGUCGAUGUUGGAACCGGGUCUUUGGGACAGGGUUUGUCGGUUGCUGCAGGAAUGGCCUACGUUGGCAAAAAUUACGACAAAGCCAAUUAUCGAGUGUAUUGUCUGGUCGGUGAUGGAGAAGCAGCAGAAGGAUCAAUAUGGGAAGCACUUCAUUUUUCAUCUUAUUACAAGUUGGACAAUCUAUGUGCAAUUUUCGACAUAAAUCGUUUAGGUCAAAGCGAGCCAACUUCUCUUCAACAUAACAUGGAAGUAUAUCGUAAGAGACUUGAAGCUUUCGGUUUCAAUGCUUUAGUCGUCGAUGGUCAUGACGUUGAAGAAUUGGCCAAAGCUUUCCAUGAAGCACAAAACACAAAAGGACGUCCUACUGCUAUUCUAGCAAAAACGUUUAAAGGAAAGUACUUUCCUAAUAUCGAAGAUUUAGAAAAUUGGCAUGGAAAACCCCUUGGUAAUAAAGCAAACGAAGUGAUUCAACACUUAACUGGGAUGUUGAAAAAUUCUGGUCCUCUAGCAUUGCAUCCCCAGAAACCGUUAGUUGACGACGCUCCGGUAGUCGAUAUUAGUAACAUUAAAUUAGCAUCACCGCCGAGUUAUAAAUUAGGAGAGCAAGUAGCUACUCGAUUGGCUUAUGGUACUGCUUUAGCCAAGUUGGCAAAAAAUAAUCCUCGCGUAAUCGCUUUAGACGGCGACACGAAAAAUUCUACGUUUGCCGAAAAAAUUAAGGUCGUUGACCCAGCUAGAUUUAUCGAGGGUUUUAUCGCCGAACAAAACCUUGUAGGAGUUGCGAUUGGUGCAACCUGCAGAGAUCGAACUGUUGCAUUUGUGUCUGCAUUUGCCACAUUCUUCACUCGUGCCUUUGAUCAGAUUCGUAUGGGUGCCAUUUCGCAAACGAACGUUAAUUUCGUUGGAUCUCAUUGCGGUGUUUCCAUCGGUGAAGAUGGUCCGUCGCAGAUGGGUCUAGAAGAUAUAGCCAUGUUCCGUACGAUUCCUGGUUCUACUGUUUUUUACCCUAGCGAUGCCGUUUCAACAGAGCGAGCUGUCGAAUUAGCGGCUAAUACCAAGGGUAUCUGUUUCGUACGUACUUCUCGUCCCGCUACAGCAGUUUUGUACAAAAACGAUGAAGUGUUUGCCGUUGGCAAGGGUAAGGUAAUUAAGUCCACCCCGAAAGAUCAAGUUCUCGUGAUCGGAGCUGGUGUAACCUUGUACGAGGCGCGCAAAGCUGCGGACGAAUUGUCUAAAGUAGGAGUAAACGUACGAGUGAUCGAUCCGUUUACGAUCAAACCACUCGAUUCUCAAUUAAUCGUAAAGAACGCUAAAGAAGUUGGCGGAAAAGUAGUCACCGUCGAAGAUCAUUAUGCGGAAGGUGGCUUGGGAGACGCGGUUCUUUCAGCAUUGGCUACGGAAAAGAAUGUCGUAGUUAAAAAGUUAGCUGUAUUGGAAGUUCCACGCUCUGGUCCUCCGUCUACGUUAUUGGAGAAGUAUGGAAUCAGCUCGCAGAAAAUUGUGGCUGCUGUUCAAGAAGUUUUAAAGUUAUAAUUUUUCCGGUUAUAUAAAAUUACGGGUAGUGUAAUAACAAGCGAUUGAUUUAUACGCAGGACGUACUGCCAUAUCAGAAUAUACACGGAAUUAUGUUUACGGUAUAAAUACACGAAGAACUAAUCCAUUCCUAGCCGUUUUUGUACAUUCAACGUGCGCGUCAGUGCAAAAGAAUUUGGUUUGCAUAUAUUUAUGUAAUAUAUAAAGUUGUACAGAAAAUAUGUAUUCAAACAUAUUUUUACAUGUACGUUUUAAAGACAGGAUAUAUUAUACCGAGAAUUUGUAACGAAUCUUUGUACACCAAGAUCUAAUUUUGUACGAAUAUUUGAUACACAUACCAUUUGUAGAUACGAGAUGUUUCUAAAACUAUCGUAUUGUAAGAAAAUAGAUACGUUUGCAAAAAGAA